AUGAAGAGCGAAAUUUUUAAAGAAAUCGCAAUUCCCCUUUUGUUUUUAUUCACGCUCUUUGCCGGUCUUCUUCCGAUAAAAAUUGGAGGAUCACAAAGGAAAACCAGCACAAAGUUAAUGAGCUUAUUCCAUUGCUUCGCCGGAGGGAUUUUCUUCGCAACGUCCCUGCUCGACAUGUUCCCAAUGAUCAGAGAAGAAUAUCAAGAAGCUUUUCAACUGGCUGGCAUUGACACCGAUUUUCCUGUCGCAGAGUUCACAACAUGUUUUGGCUUUCUUUUGAUCUUAACAAUAGAGAUGAUUGUUCACAAGUUCCAUUCUGCAGGCAUUGAUCUGCACAUGUCACACCAUCGCGAACGACAACCGCUAUUGCAUUCUUCGGGGCGUGAUCCUUCAAGGGAAACACCGGAACAUGCCGUCACAGUCUACAUUUUGAUCUUUGCGUUGUCAUUGCAUUCCCUUCUGGAAGGAAUUGCAAUCGGAUUGAUUGGAGACUUCGAUCAGUUGGUUCAGAUAGCAGGAGCGGUAACGGUCCACAAAACAAUUAUGGCAUUUUCACUUGGUAUCAUUUUGAAAGAAAACAACAUGAAGGCAAAGACGAUAGCAAAAUCAUCCGUUCUCUUCUCCGUCACUGGCCCAGCUGGCAUAGGGAUUGGCAUGGCUGUCUUUCACAUCUCAGCCAAUCUCCCCGGGAAGCUUUCUACAGCGAUUCUGCAAGGGAUGGCGAAUGGUACAUUUUUGUUUGUCACGUUUUUUGAAAUAUUUCAGCGAGAGCUUGCCGGAAAUAAUGAUCAGCUUUUUAAGGUACUGGCCAUAAUCUUCGGCUGUUCAGUUGUAACGAUCUUGGUUAAUUUCGGAUGAAACGAUAUAAUCUAGCCAAUAAUAAGCGUGCCCAUUAGAUUCCCCUUUCCCACUUCUCGCGAUACUUUUUUCUCUCAGACUGUGAACGCCCCAUAUCCAAGGCCGGAUGAGCAGAUUCACACAAUACAAUUGAACAAAUGCCCACAAGUGAGCAAAGCAAAAUAUUUUUUCUUUAAAGAAGCUAAAUAUCGCAAAUCCAUGCUGCACAUGAAUAAAUGAAUGAAAAAAUAUGACUCGAUAACGGAAACUGAGCGGACUAAAGACAGUACCCGGCCGGUAUCAUGGGGUAUAGUGUAGUUAAAUAGUGUAUCUUUAUUGCGGCUUACUCUUCAAAGGGAGAUAUUGGUCUAGUUAUAAUAAAGAUUUUAUAUUCGCUACUACAACAAAUUAUCUAAAACAUGAACAGAAACAACAAAAUUACACAGUAGGUCAGUGUAACACGCAGACUGCAGACUAUUGUUUUUACCGUGCAAAUGAGAACGUGACAACAAUAGUCCCAUUGUUUUCUGACCCUAAAAACAAUAGUGCGCAGUCAGUCCGCAGUCUGCAUUUUACACUGCCCCAUUACACAAUUGGUGGUUUUCACUGUCACGCCAUCGAAAACUAAAAUCAAAACCUUGGAAUGUCUGAAGCCAAGAAUUUCAGAUAGUAUAGAAUAUCGAUAAAUUAACAACCUGGCCAGGUCUCACGUCUGUGCGGUUUUCCGCUGCUGAGUUGUUCUUCAAAAUGUGUAAGAGACGCCAUACUUGUGCUCCUCCGAGGAACACAAAUAUGGCGGCCGGAAAUGAUGUAAACACGCCACAAAUUUGAUUAGUUGUUCACUGCAAACAGGCAAAUUAUUCCCCUAAACACAUUUUGUAAUACUUUCACCAUUCAAAGGGCAUUAUAUCAUGCGAUAAAAUUAUUUUUUAGCAUAUGAGAUAGCCUGCGUAGCUAGUUUCCCACACAGACGUUCUAAGGGUUUCGUCACGCGUUCCUGUUAGUGGGGCAGGAACGCGUGACGAACCCCUAAAAAAACUAUUACGAUUAUAAAUUUAGAUUCUUGGCUCAAAAUUUGUCUUCUUUUUUGAAACAUUAGAAGGAAAUAUUUGGCAAUCCUAGUAAAUAUCAAGUUCUAUCAUGAUCUGUUAAGUUGACCAAGUUUGUAUCAAAGUUUGUAUCAUUUUCUGAAAUAUGUAAAUAAAGUUUCUGUCUAAGAUUAUCGUAUUCCAUAUUAAGAAGCAUUAAGAAGUGUUUUUCGUUUUCUAUGUAGUUUCUUCUGCAAACUAAACAAAGCUUUUCCUCUACUGGUAUGGAUGCCCCUUUAUUUUCAUAUUUCCCUGUUUGUAUGCGUAAACUAUGAACUCCUAAUCGCAGUUUAGUCAUACUGAUUUUAUGAUCUGGAUUUCUAACUGUCUUAAGAUAUUCUUCUAAAUGGUAAUCUUUUUUAAUUUCCUUGUUUGUAUAUUUUUCUCUGUAGCUAUCUGAUAUGUACGUUGCUUCGAGCUUUUAACCAAUCUUGAAAAUUUUUUUUGUUAACUAUUGUUUAUAUAUUAUUAUUAUUAUAUAAACACCAAUAAAAUACCAGGUGAGCUUUCGCGGGAAAACUUGAUAUCUUCAGAAAAUAUCACCGUUGCUAUGGCUUCAUAAUAAAUCGCGCCUUUCACACCAAAAAACUAUUAAAGUGAAAUGAUUUUGUAUUUCAUUGGUGUUUUUUAUAACAAAUAGAACAUUACAUGGCCGCUUGGAGAUACGAAAUUUCUCUUCUCGUGUUGAAAAAACACUCGAAGACAAAUUUCGUAUCUCCGCGCGGCCAAGUAAUAUCCUCUAUUUAAUUAAUGCUAGAAUUAGUGUUCUUAACAGUCUUAACACGUUGCUGAUUUAUUACCUGGGUUUUGUGGUGCAUUUGUAUUGUUUCGCCACUAUGUAAUAAAGCAAAAAACUGGCGCGCGGCUGUAGUUUCUUGCAUAAACAAAAGCUUCAUUUAAGAGAGGGUUGUCCGAUUUUUGCGCUAAUCUUUGUCUGCAAAAUACAAGGAAAGCCUUUAUUUCUAUAGAUAGAGGGUAUCGGCCAAGUUCUGCUCUACAGGCUGUGUUUUCUGUGUACCAUACUUCUCCACUCUCUAACCCGUGGUGGGCGCGGGUGAGGGAGUCGAGACGUGUGACAUUUCAGACUGAACGAGGGGUCCGUAUUAAAGUGGAUCGUGACUAUCGUGCUGCCGACACCAAAGCAUCCUUCCGCACGCAAGAGAAAAACCUCUCUACGAUCGUGUCAAAAUCAAACAUGAAUACGUUGUACACGAAUAAUUUACUGGAACAAAAUAUUAGGCAUCAACAAACUAAUGUUUUUCUCAACUUACAAAUUGCCUGAUUUAUAUAUUCCGUGGACUAAGGCCCGUGUCGAAACGUCGAACUCUGAGCCUAGCCUGUGUGGCAGGCCGCAUUCGAAAGGUAAGGCGUGAAGGGAAUUUGGGCUAGAGACCGUGCGCCCAUAGCACUUCUCUCGCUCCAAAGUCCCCUUUCGCUUCCCUUUCGAACUCCGGCCACGAAGGCUAAACUCAGUGGACAAAUGUGAUGAACCCGAGGGUGGUCGCCUGUUAAAUACGACGUUACUUUUCUCUCGGCCCUCUCUUGUUUUAUAAGAACUCGUUAGAUUCGCUCACAACUGACCACUAAAAAUAAUGUUCACUGUUACUACUUUGUAGUAUGCACGCUAUUUUGUACAUUUCUUUGCCGUUGUUGCACGACUACGACAUGAAAUUUCCUAUUUUUACGCGCCCGUUUUACGGAGUAGGUGAACGAAACACAAAAAGUUUCUUUUUUCUCUUUCUAAACUCAGAUACGGUCCUUUCGAAUUCAAGCCAGAAAAUUUCGCCAACAUUUGACAAAACAAAUGAAAUUGAAUAAGGUCGAUGAGGUUUGAAACAGUGCAAAGUUACUUUUUUUUUAGUAAAUUUUGGGUUUGUUGUGUCAUCCUAAAAUUUUGCUACCAUGGCAACGUGACGUACGACUUACCGAUUCGUAAUACAGAUUUUCAAACAUAUUAUAUAUACAAUAGGUGAGAUAAAAACUUGAAAUACAAGGUUCCAUGCACUAAUUCAGUUCGAUUUACAAAGCUUUGAUCAAAACAUUCUCUGUUUCGAGAACAUUUAGUACAGUGAAACCUCUAUUAAGUGGACCCCCAAAUAAGCGGACACCCUCUUUUAAGCAGACACUAAGCAUACGUACUGUCAUCUGACGACAGGAAAGCGCGCGGAAAGGACUAAACUCGACUUCCGGUGCCCAAUUUGCCGCACAGCCAACGCACAGCCACUGGUCAAGCCAGUUGUUUGAUUUGCGCGCGCCGUCUUCAACUGACGUUCCUGUUCUGUUGCUAAUGUUUUCCUCCUUCGUUCAGUUUCCAGAGGGUCCACAAUAGGCUUGGCGGGAUGAGGGAUUUGGCUAUUUUGUGGCGGGUGAUACUCGGGAUGCGAGCUGAAAACAGGAGUGGGAUGUGGGAAUUUUAAAGGGCCAGCGGGAAUUCCUAUUUUUAUGGGGACGAGAUGCGAGAAUCGUAAGGGAAAAGUAGCGGGAUAAGGGAAUUUAGUUUUGUCUUUACUAAUAAUGUAUUAAAGUUAUGAAUAUAUGAAAAUCAUAUAUGUGAACUGAGGAGUGAAGUAUUAAAUGAAUGAUGAUCAUCAUUUAAUUCUUCAUUUAAUUCUGUAUCUUAUAUAUAAAGAGAAAACCGUUUACCUAAAAACACAUAAAACGGCCAUUAAUCGGGCCGUUGACUACACAGGAUGGAGAAGCAAACUUCCUGCUUAGAAGGGUUGGAAACUGCAAAGCGGUCGAAUCAUCGUGAGACAGACAGAUAACAUCAAUCUACCUUCAAAAAUACAGGACUUAAAAUAUCGAAGUAAAUAUGUCAUGAUGCGCAGACGAAAAAAUAAGCAAAACAGAAAAUAAAGUUACGGUCGCUAAUUGUGUUGUUGAUAACCUUGACGAUAAAACUGACAAUUGUUAGAAGGUAGGUCUUAUAUAACGUCUAUUUCAAUAAUGAAGCAAAACAUCUCGUAAAAAAAUUGGGACGGGAUCAGGAUUCGGGCGUAAAAUAGGGUGGGAUGGCGGGACUGAGAAGAAAAAAAGGCGGGAAAGCGGGAUUUGAGAACCCCUAUUGUGGAUCCUCUUUCCAUGUGUGAAAGCAAAACCGGUUUCCCCUCUGGUGGCACUCAAAUGAAAAAGUUGUUUUCACGGAGCAAUCUGGGAGCAGAUUAUUCCUUCCGUGAGAGACACUAAGAAUAGUGUAACUUUCCACACCUUACUUGAGACGUUCGCAGUUGCAGGACCUACACUUGGGUACGUGAUUUCACACCUUGGGAAAGAAAAACCAGCUGGGCUUGUAACGCAUGUACUGAGAAGAGCAUCAGAUUCCCGGUAACCCUCUUACGUAACUCCAUCCCUUUGCAGGAACUAGUUUGGGUUUGUGAAACGUGUUUUAAUACGUUAGCCCUUUAAAAAGGGCUUUAAAUUCCUGGUGUUAAACAAACCACACUCUUCAAGAGAUGUUAAAACGGUUGCUUUUUAACGCAUCAAAAGCCAUGACAGUAAAAUCUGUACCCAAGUUCAGACCAAAAUGAUAAGGGGCCAAGGAACCGAGGCUUAAAAGGAGCAUAUGUCUGACUCUACGGCUCUGACUCUGUACAUAUCGUGGUUAGAGAGUGAAGAUUCCCAAUAGUUCUCCCUAUCGGCCGACCCUAUCUACGUAAGCUGAAUCAUAAUGACGUACGGUAAUGCACGAUCUUUUUUGAACACUAGUGGCCUUGGCAACCCUUCAACACCAACUGAAACUAGCCGGACAUCUUGUCCCUUAACAGAGAGUAGUUUCAUCGCGUGUCAUCACGUCAGUCUUAGGUUGAGAGAUCUGCAAUCUCUUCCUUUUGUGUUAUUGUUGUUUUCGGCGUUCAUUUUACAUCUGUUUGUUAUCUUUCUUUUUCUUUUCUUUUCAAUAAGAAGUUGUUAACAAGAGAUAACAGAUACUUGAAAAAAAAAGUGUACAGCCAUAGAUUUGUGCAACUGGACUGUCUUUGUGCAUUUGGAAGGACCGACUAUGCGAUACGUUGUGUUGCAGUAUGACUUUGAGUUUCAAUGCAGCAGAAGACCUUGAGCUGUCAAGAGAUCAUUCAAAAAAUUGCAAGUGAUGAUCGGUUGUCUUGGGUUGCCCUCGAUUCCCCUGUUUUGCUUUCGCUAUCGAUAGUUUUUUUUUUUCCUCAUUACUGACUGACACUUCACGUGAAUCAUGUGAGACUUGGACGGAUGACAUGUUUACAUUUGUUAGAACGCGGAAGGUGCUAAAUAAAGAUACAUACGAUUCACAAUGCACGAUGUUUUAUCUUUUGGCCAGAUAUUCAUGUUUGCCUCCCCAAAAGAGCGGAAUUUAAUCGCGUGUCAGCACGUUUUACGUAGAUAUGUAAACACUUCCUUUUGACUUAUUUCCUUCAUUGUAUCUUUGUUUGUUUGAUCUUUUGGUUCUUAUCAAUUCAGUUAUUUCAAUGUAAGUUGUUUAAAAGAUUAAAAGGUGCGCAUGUAUGUGCGUGUUUAUUCAUCUUACAACUUUUUUCAUUGACUAUUUAUGUUUCCUUAUUUUUCCGCUUAUCAUGAAGAGUAGAAACCUAUAGAUAGCUGACAUUUUUAAAAUCUUAGUUAUUCAAAACUGUCCGAUUUUUAAAAAUAAUACAACGAAAUUUUUGUUUUAUCAUAUGAAAUGUAUAAUUCUGCAGACCCUUGCUGUUGAAUCGCGCGAGUCAAGACUGGCUACUGCCAUCAUCGUCCCUUAGCUCUUGCCUAUUAGGUUAGAAUAAGUAAGUCAGCGCUUAAAAAUUAGAGCCUGCAAACUAACACGAUUGCAAACUGCGGUAACACUGAGUCAUUCGCACGUGACGUACUUUACGGAAACCUGAUUGGUUACUUUUCAUCUAAUUUGACAUUCAAGCAUUCCCCGGUGUUCCCGGUGACACGGCAGUAUCAAAAGCAAACACAAGGAAGCUUAUUUUCACAGUAAAUCACAAGACACACCGCUAGUUGAAGCUGGAAAGGUCUCGUUACCUUAAAUUUACGAAGCUUUCAGGUGACAGCGUUUAAAAACAGGGAUUGUGAGUCAGUAUGGAGCACGAAAUCAUCAAAGCAAUCGCGAUCGCCAUUUUGUUUUCACUGACUCUCUUGGCCGGUCUUCUUCCGUUGAAAUUUCGGGGAUCGCAUACGGGGGCAAGGCAACGAUUCUUGAGCUACUGCAACUGUUUCGCUGGAGGAGUUUUCUUUGCAACGUGCCUGUUAGACUUGCUACCGAUGAUCAGAGAGAAAUACCAGCAAGCUUUCAACUUGGCCGAUGUGCACACGGUUUUUCCCGUAGCAGAGUUUACUACCUGCAUUGGAUUCUUCCUAGUCUUGACCGUUGAGCAGAUCGUUCACACAUUACACGAUUCUCCACUGCUACUCGAUUCGCAUGGGAGCCAUGAUCAACGGCAACCACUUUUGGGCAAGGGUUUUAAAGAGCAAGAGGGGUUUCUGAUCAGGUCGAGCUCUUCAGCGGCGAGCAGCGCCCCCGUCCAAGGUCGUUCUGCUGGAGAAUCAAGUUUGAGAGUUUACAUUCUGAUUGUCGCUUUAUCACUGCACUCAGUAUUCGAAGGUAUUGCCCUUGGAUUGAUCACCGACGUGGAGCGUUUAGCGCAGAUAGCUGGAGCUAUCGUGAUCCACAAAUCGAUUAUUGCAUUUUCGCUAGGGGUGAGCCUAGUUCAACACGUGAUGCCGUCGAAAACCGUCGUCAAAUCUGCAAUUCUCUUUUCCAUGAUGGGACCUUUAGGUGUGGGCAUUGGCAUGGCUGUACUAAAUAACUCUUCACAGCUUUCAAGCAGUUUAUCGUCGGGGAUUUUGCAAGGGAUCGCUAACGGAACAUUUCUGUUCGUGACUUUCUUUGAAAUCUUUCAGCGAGAGCUUGAAGCUCACGGCAAUCGACUUCUAAAAGUACUAUUCACGGUCAUGGGUUAUUCAGUGGUAACUGCUCUCUUGUAUUACGCAAAU
Messenger RNA from Porites lobata, 7889 nucleotides. The record is from the annotation of a GenBank genome assembly. Lineage: Eukaryota; Metazoa; Cnidaria; Anthozoa; Scleractinia; Poritidae.